This is a messenger RNA of Mesorhabditis spiculigera, 1692 nucleotides long. NCBI's taxonomy places the organism in Eukaryota, Metazoa, Nematoda, Chromadorea, Rhabditida, Rhabditidae. The record is from the annotation of a GenBank genome assembly.
AUGCUGCGACUCGCUUCGUCCGCGUUUCGCCAAAGCGUCUUCCGCACCUACGCCAAGGACAUACGCUUCGGCUCCGACAGCAGAAAGGCGAUGCUCGUCGGCGUGGAUCUGUUGGCCGACGCUGUCGGCGUGACGAUGGGACCGAAAGGGCGCAACGUCGUCAUCGAGCAAUCUUGGGGCAGCCCGAAGAUCACCAAGGACGGUGUCACCGUCGCCAAGGCCAUCGAUCUCGAGGACAAGUACCAAAAUCUCGGUGCCAAGCUGAUCCAGGACGUCGCCAACAAGGCCAACGAGGAAGCCGGUGAUGGAACCACUUGCGCCACCGUUCUUGCCCGCGCUAUCGCCAAGGAGAGCUUCGACAACAUCAACAAGGGUGUAAACCCGGUCGAAAUUCGCCGAGGGGUCAUGACCGCUGUUGAGCUCGUCGUCGCCGAACUGAAGAAGAUGAGCAAGCAGGUGACCACACCCGAAGAAAUUGCCCAAGUUGCCACGAUCUCUGCCAACGGUGACCACGUCGUUGGAGAGCUCAUCUCGACGGCCAUGAAGCAGGUUGGCAACAAGGGCGUCAUCACGGUCAAGGAUGGGAAGACGUUGACGGACGAAUUGGAGCUGAUCGAGGGCAUGAAGUUCGACCGAGGCUACAUCUCACCUUACUUCAUUAACACCGCCAAGGGAGCCAAGGUUGAAUACGAGAAGGCUUACCUGCUGCUCUCUGAAAAGAAGAUCUCACAAGUCCAAGACAUCGUGCCCGCCCUUGAACUCGCCAACAAGCACCGCCGUCCUAUUGUCAUAAUCGCUGAAGACGUUGAUGGAGAAGCCCUCACCACGCUUGUUUUGAACAGACUAAAGGUUGGCCUCAACGUCGUUGCCGUGAAGGCUCCAGGCUUUGGCGACAACCGCAAGAAUACUCUUCGCGACAUCGCUAUCGCCACGGGCGGAACAGUCUUCGGGGAUGAUUCGAAUUUGGUCAAGCUCGAGGAGAUCCAGCUCAGCGACUUCGGAGAGGCAGAAGAAGUCUCGAUCACCAAGGACGAUACUCUCAUCCUGCGCGGCAAGGGCAGCCAGGUCGACAUCGACAAGCGCGUCGAGCAGAUCGCCGACGAGAUCGAGCAGAGCACAUCCGAAUACGAGAAGGAGAAGCUAAACGAGCGCCUCGCCAAGCUUUCGAAGGGAGUGGCGGUGCUGAAGAUCGGAGGCUCUUCCGAGGUCGAGGUCGGCGAGAAGAAGGACCGCGUCACUGAUGCCCUCUGCGCUACCCGAGCAGCCGUCGAAGAAGGAAUCGUGCCCGGCGGUGGCGUCGCUUUGCUUCGCACCCUGAAGGCGUUGGAUCAGUUCAAGGCGCCCAACGAGGACCAACAGCGCGGUGUCGAUAUCGUGAAGAAGGCCAUCCGUCAACCCAUCUCAACCAUCGUCCGCAACGCCGGCAUCGAGCCCUCGUCGAUUGUCGAGAAGGUGCUGUCGAACGACCAGCUCGCGUAUGGAUACGACGCGCUCAACGACAAAUUCGUCGAUAUGUUCAAGGCUGGCAUCAUUGAUCCGACGAAGGUGGUGCGUACGGCUCUUCAAGACGCCGCAGGCGUCGCCUCGCUGUUGGCCACCACUGAAUGCGUCGUGACCGAGAUCCCCAAGAAGGAAGCGCCAGCAGCCGCCGGUGGUAUGGGAGGCAUGGGCGGAAUGGGCGGCGGCAUGUUC